UUCUCUCUCUACUCUCUAGAAAGUGUUUGUGUUUUUCUCUCUACAUCUCUAGUUCUCAACUAUUCACAUAUGAUUUAAUAGCAGAUUUUGUGUAGGAGAAACAAAAAGCAAUCUCUUUCUUUGCUCAGAACAAGAGUUGGGUUCUUGCAGAAAACAUAGACAAAAGAAGAAAAGAGAUCAAAGUUUGAGUCUUGAUCAUCAGGGAGGAGCUAGCUUUGGCAAGUUUGAGAAAGCUAGAAAAGGGCUUGUUUGGAGGUUUGAAGACUUCUUGGAAAUGGUUUUCAUGUCUGACAUUUUCUUUGCUGCGGAAGAGAAGGUGGAAGAAGGAGCUUGGGAGAAAGAGCGAUAAAGGAUACGCAUAAACAAACCCAAAUUAGCAGAAAGUUGAGAGAAAAAGCUAUAAUAAAAAAACGUUGGGAUUCAAUUUUGAUCUGCUUCUUCUACUGGGUUUAUAAUGGCAUUAUCUGCAACUAUUCUCAGCGACCCAAUGGUUCUGCCACCAGCCGCAGAAACCCAACAACCGCAAGCCACAAAACUCAUUGCCCAAAUCGAAAUCGAGUUUGUUAAAUGUGACUGCUGCGGCCUGUCGGAGGAAUGCACCCCGGCCUACAUUCAACAUGUUCGGGAACGAUAUCAGGGCCAUUGGAUAUGUGGGUUGUGUGCAGAGGCCAUCAAAGAUGAGAUUGUGAGGUCUGAGAGGCUCAUAAGCACAGAAGAAGCCAUGGCUACCCACAUGAACUUCUGCAAGAAGUUUAAGGCGUCAGGGCCCCCUCCAGACCCAACGGUUCACUUGAUAUCUGCCAUGAGGCAGAUUCUUAGGCGCAGUUUGGAUUCUCCAAGGGUUUUGAGAUCAACUCCAACUAGCCCAACAAAGAUCAAUGGCAAGGGGCUUAAAAGGUCUGAGAGUUGCUUUCCAACUCUCACUGGUUGAGAUUGAUCUGGCGGUGUUGGAACUAUGGGAAUAAGAAUCAAAGUGGGAAGAAGUUUGGCAAAUUUACAAUUUCAUUUGCUGAAAAUAAAAACCCAGAAAGGAAAAAACUAAAAGAGUAAUUUAAUUUUUAAGGGUAGAUGUUUAACUUAGGUUGUACUUAGUAUUGAAUACAGAGCCUUUUUCUUUUCCUCUUCAUUCUUUUUUGUUCUUUCUGUUGCUAGAAAUUCAAUCUCUCUUUCUGAUCAAA
This is a messenger RNA of Prunus persica (peach), 1178 nucleotides long. RefSeq lists its product as uncharacterized. Bases 455 to 931 code for a protein of 158 amino acids. NCBI's taxonomy places the organism in Eukaryota, Viridiplantae, Streptophyta, Magnoliopsida, Rosales, Rosaceae. The record is from RefSeq and is a predicted model, not a curated record. The transcript is spliced from 2 exons.